AUGGAAAAUGGAUUGACUAACAACAACAAUAAUAACAAUCUGAAUAAAUUAACAGACUCGUCACUAAGCAUACUAAAAAAUGCUCAACAAACUCAAGGUUCGAAUGGAUUAUUAUUAUCUAGUGUCAAACCAAUUACUAACAAAGAAGAUAGUGGAUCAAGUAGUCAAGGAGGUAGGCAGUAUACAUCAUCACAUCAUGCAAGAAGAGUUAGAUCAGCAACAACUUUAAAUCAAACCAAUAGACCUAAUACAGAAGAAUUAAUAGGGCAAAACAGUUUGGGAGUUUAUAUGCAAAGACAAAGAGCCACCAGCAUUGGUGGAGGCAAUAUACAAAAAUCACCAAAAGCCAAACCAAUUUUUGCAAUACAAUCAUCACAGAUAAUAAAGGAUGGACCAGAGUUAAGACAAUUAAAAAUGGAUAAUUAUCGUGGCACUAAUGAAGUAUAUGAAGAUUUGUCAAAAACUACAGAUGAUUUUUUACAAUGGAUGUUAUUAUUAGAUGCUGGGAUCAAUCAACUUUUAACAAG
Molecule: messenger RNA, 527 nt
Organism: Entrophospora sp. SA101
Lineage: Eukaryota; Fungi; Glomeromycota; Glomeromycetes; Entrophosporales; Entrophosporaceae
Source: the annotation of a GenBank genome assembly